Messenger RNA from Symbiodinium pilosum, 903 nucleotides. The record is from the annotation of a GenBank genome assembly. Lineage: Eukaryota; Dinophyceae; Suessiales; Symbiodiniaceae.
AUGGAUCGGCUAGUCGCCCUCUAUAAAGAUUGCUGGGAUUCAUGGCCUGGUUCUGCAAAAUGGUGCAUGAGAUUUACAUACGCGCAGAUUAUGAGUAGUUUGGCGGGGCACUUGUGCUUCGUGGUCGGUCCUAAGUUUGAGGCGACUACGAACCUGGCGGAGAUCGAAAUCUUCGGCAUUGCGCGUUAUGUCUUGGUGAUCCCACUGGGACUGUUGGUGCUCUACCACUUCUACGAAUCUGCGAAGCCAUCCCCGAACUAUACAGCCUUGACGAUGGCUCGGAUAUCAAUCUUUGAAUUUAGCAUGAAGAUAGUCUACUAUACCACGAUGGCGACAAAUGCUGGGCUAGUUCUGCAAAACGUGCGCUGCUAUGAUUUGCGGCCGAUAUACCUGGCCCGCUGGUAUGGAUGGACGUUUGCAAUCCCGACUUUGCUGUGUAUGAAUUAUCGCCCAAUGCUUGACGACCGGUCUUUUGCACAUGUUAUCAAGCGCAUCUUCCCGCAGCAAGCAGCAACUGCAGGAUAUUGCUGGGCCUGUUACAUGGGGUGUGUGAUCACGGAUGCCUGGUAUGGAUGGUAUCUCAACACAGUAGCCUGUGUGGCUUAUGGAGCUGUUGUCGUCGACACCGUCGUGUUGACGGCAGAGCGAAUUGUGCACACACGGCAGCCGAUUUUGAAAGGCUACAGCAUCAUCAUCAAAGAAUGCGUUUUCGUCAUAUAUACAUGCAUCUGGCUCAUGGGAAACUGGGGCUAUGCCAGCUCCUAUGCUUGCCAACGGUUCUAUUCGGUCUCCGACGUCAGCCUCAAGUCAACCAUGGCCUUCUUGAUGUUCUUUUUCUGGGCCAUCGAUGAUGUUGACUUCACAGGGAAGGUUGAGGAUGCGAACAAGGAGAAGACGAGCUGA